AUGAAAGAAAUAAAGGUCAAGAAGAUUCCCAAAGAAAAAAUAAAGGUCCAGAAGUCUACCAAAGAAGAAAUAAAGCUCGACGAGCCUGCCAAAGAAGAAAUAAAGGUUAAGGAGCCUGCCAAAGAAGAAAUAAAGCUCAAGAAGAUUCCCAAAGAAAAAACAAAGGUUGAGAAGGCUACCAAAGAAGAAAUAAAGAUAGAGGAGCCUGCCAAAGAAAAAAUAAAGGUCCAGAAGAUUGCCAAAGAAGAAAUAAAGCUUGAGGAGCCUGCCAAAGAAGAAAUAAAGGUCAAGGAGCCUGCCAAAGAAAAAAUAAAGCUCAAGAAGAUUCCCAAAGAAAAAGCAAAGGUUGAGAAGACCACCAAAGAAGAAAUAAAGGUCAAAAAGACUACCAAAGAAGAAAUAAAGAUCAAGAAGCAUCCCAAAGAAGGAAUAAAGGUUGAGGAGCCUUCCAAAAAAGAAAUAAAGGUCAAGCAGCCUGCCAAAGAAAAGGUAAAACUCGAGAAGCAUCCCAAAGAAGAAAUAAAACUAAAGAAAAUUCCCAAAGAAAAAACAAAGGUCGAGAAGCGAUCCAAAGAAGAACUAAAGGUUGAGAAGCCUCACAAAGAAGAAAUAAAGGUCAAGGAGCCUCCCAAAGAAGGAAUAAAGGUUGAGGAGCCUGCCAAAGAAGAAUUAAAACUCGAGAAGCAUCCCAGAGAAGAAUUAAAACUCGAGAAGCAUCCCAGAGAAGAAAUAAAGCUCAAGACGAUUCCCAAAGAAAAAAUAAAGGUCGAGAAGACUCCCAAAGAAGAGAAGAAGCUUGAGGAGCCUGCCACAGAAGAAAUGAAGCUCGAGCAGCCUCUCAAAGAAAAGAAAGAAGAAAAGAAACCUCUCAAAGGUUUCUCGAAGGCUGAGAAGCCUCACAAAGAAAAGAUUAUUGUGAAAAAGUCUUCCAAAGAACAGAAAGACAUAAAGAAAUCUUUUAAAGAAGAAAUAAAGGUUAAGAAACCUCCCAAAGAAGAAAUAAAAGCUAUGAGGCCUCUAAAAGAAGAAUUGGGGGGCAAGAAACCUCCCAAAGAAAGGAAAGGAGAGACGAAACCUGCUAAAGAAGCUAAACAUCCCAAAGAAGAUAUAAAGACAGAGGAAACUCCACGAGAAAAGGAAGAAGAAAAGAAACCUGCCAGAGAAAAGACAAAGGUUGAGAAACCUAUAAAGCACAAGAAAGAAGAGAAGAAACCUCUUAAGGAGAAGACAGUUGCAAAGAAAGAAGUACACACAGAAAAAACUCACAAACAAAAGAAAGGAAAGAAACCUCCUAAACAAGAACUAAAGCUAGAGACACCUCCCAAAGAAGAGAUACAAGUUGAGAAGCCUACGAUAAAAGACAAAAAGGUUGAGAAGUCUCAAAAAGCAAAGAAAGAGGAAGAGAAAUAUAUCAAAGAAGAAAUUAAGGUUGAGAAGCCUCCCAAAGACAGGAAAGAAGAAAAGAAACCUCUCAAAGAAGACAUAAAAGUUGAAGAGUCUCAACAAGAAGAAAUUAAGGCUAAGAAACAUCCCAAAGACAAAAUAAAGGUUGAGAAGCCUCCUCAAAAAGAAUUAAAGGUUGAGAAGCCUCCGAAAAAAGAAUUAAAGGUUGACAAGCCUCCGAAAAAAGAAUUAAAGGUUGACAAGCCUCCAAAAAAAGGAAUGAAGAUUGAGAAACCUUCUAAAAAAGUAAAGGUUGAUGAGCUUCCUAAAGAACAAAUACAAGUUGAAAAAGCCCCCAAAGAAGAAGUAAAUGUCAAGAAGCCCUCCAAAGACAAAACAAAGAUUGAGAAGCCUAGCAAGGAAAAAACAAAGGUUGAGGAGACUCCCAAAGCAGAAAUAAAGGUUGAGGAGACUCUCAAGAAGAAGUCUCCCAAAGAAAGAGUACAGGUGAAGAAGCUUCUCAAAAAAGAAAUAAAGGUUGAGAAGACUACCAAAGAAAAAAUAAAGGUCAAGCAGCCUGCUAAAGAAAAACUAAAACUCAAGAAGCAUCCCAAAGAAGAAAUAAAGCUCAAGAAAAUUCCCAAAGAAGAACUAAUGGUUGAGAAGCCUCACAAAGAAGAAAUAAAGGUCGAGGAGCCUCCCAAAGAAGGAAAAAAGGUUGAGAAGCCUUCCAGAGAAGAAACAAAAGUAGAGAAGCACUCAAAAGAUGAAAUAAACGGCAUAAAGUCACUCAAAGAAAAAAAGGUUGAGAAGCCUGCUAAACAAGCAAUAAAAGCUGAGCAGACUUCCAAAUACAAAACAAAGUUCAAGGAGCCUUCCAAAGAAGAAACAAAGAUCAAGAAACUUCCUAAAGAGGACUUUAGGGUUGACAAGCUUCCCAAUAAAACAAUAAAGGUUGAGAAGCCUCACAGAGAAGAAUUAAAGAUUGAAAAGCCUCCUAGAGGAGAACUAAAGGUAGAAAAACCUCCCAAAGAAGAUGAAAGUGUCAAGAAGCCUCCCAAAGAAAAAAUUAAGGAUGAGAAAUCUCCCAAAGACAAAACAAAGGUCAAGAAGCCUUUCAGAGAAACAAUAAAGGUUGAAAAGCAUCAAAAAGAAGACAUAAAGGUUGAGAAACUCCUCAAAGAAGAAAUUAAGGUCAAGAAACUUCCCAAAGACAAAAGAAAGGUUGAAAAACCUCCCAGACGAGAAAUAAAGGUCAAGAAACCCCCUAAAGAAGAAAUAAAGGUUAAGGAGCCUCCCAAAGAGAAAAUACAGACCAGGAAACCUCCCAAAGAAGAAAUCAAGUUUGAGAAACUGCUCAAAGAAGAAAUAAAGGUUGAGAAGCCUCCGAGAGAAGAAAUAAAGACCAAGAAGCCUCCCAAAGACAAAAUUAAGGUUGGGAAGCCUUUCAAAGAAGAAAUAAAGGUGGAGAUACCUCCCAAAGACGAAAUAAAGGUGAAGAAGCCUUCCAAAGAAAAGAUCAAGGUCGAGGAGCCCCUAGAAGAAGAAAUAAAGGUAGAGGAACCUCUCAAAGAAUUAGUACAGGCCGAGCAGCCUCCCAAAGAAGAAAUAAAGCUUAGGAAGCCUCAUAAAAAAGAAAUAAAUGUCAAGAAACCUCCCAAAGAAAAAUUAAAGAUUGAGAAAUCUCUCCAAGAAGAAGUAACAGUCAAGAAGUCUCCCAAAGAAGAACAAAAGAUUGAGAAGGUUGGUAAAGAGGAAAUAAAGGUUGAAAAGACCCCCAAGGACAAAAUAAAGGUCAAGAAGCCUCCCAAAGAAGAAAUAAAGGCUGAGAAGUCUCCUGAAGAAGAAAUAAUGAUCAAGAAACUUCCCAAAGACAAAACAAAGGUCGACAAGCCUCCCAAAGAAGAAAUAAAGAUCAAAAAGCCUCCCAGAGGAGAGAUACAGGUUGAGAAACCCCCUAAAGAAGAAGAAAGGGUCAAGAAGUCUCCCAAAGAGGCAAUACAAGUAAUGAAGCCUCUCAGAGACAAAAUACAGGUCACAAAGCAUUUCAAAGAAGAAAUCAAGGUUGAGAAACAUCUCAAAGAAGAAAUGCAGGUUGAGAAGCCUCCCAAAGAAGAAACAAAGACUGAGAAGCCUUACAAAGAUGACAUUAAGGUCAAGAAGCCUCACAAAGCUGCAACAAAGGUCAAGAGGCCUCCCAAAGAAGAAAUAAAGGAUGAUAAGCUUCGUAAAGAAGAAAAAAAGGUGAAAAGGCCUCCCUCAGAAACCAUAAAGGUCAAGAAGCCUCCCAAAAAAGAAACGAAGGUCAAGAAGCCUGCCACAGAAGAAAUAAAGGCAGAGAGAUCUCCCAAAGAACAAAUGGUCGAGAAGUCUCCUGAAGACGAAAUAAAGGUUGAUAUGCCUCCCAUAGAAGGAAUAAAGGUCAAAAAGUUUCUUAAAGAAGGAAUAAGGGCUCAAAGACAUCCUAAAGAUGAAAUAAAGGCCAAGAAGCUUCCUGAAGACAAAAUAAAGGUCAAGAAGGCUCCCAAAGAAGAACUAACGGUUGAGAAACCUCUCAAAGAAGAAAUAAAGGAAGAGAAACCCCUCAAAGAAAAAAUAAAGGUCAAGAGACCUCCCAAAGAGGAAAUGGUCGAGAAAUCUCCUAAAGAAGAAAUGAAGGUUAAGAAAUCUCCCAAAGAAGCAAUAAAGGUCAAGAAACCUUCCAAAGAAGAAAUAAAACUCGAGAAGCCUCCAAAAGAACAAACAAAGGUAAAGAAGCCUCUCAAAGAGAAAAUACAGGUCAAGAAGGCUCCCAAAGAAGAAAUUAAGGUUGAGAAACCUCCAAAAGAAGAAACAAAGGUCAAGAAGCCUCCCAAAGAAGAAAUAAAGGUGGAGAAGCCUCCAAAAGAAGAAACAAAGGCCAAGAAACCUCCCAAAGCGAAAAUACAGGUCAAGAAGCCUCCCAAAGAGGAAAUAUCAGUUGAGAAACCUCUCAAAGAACAAAUAAAGGCAAAGAGACCUUCCAAAGAAGAAAUGACUGAGAAAUCUCCUAAAGAAGAAAAGAAGGUUGAGAAGCCUCCCAAAGAAGGAAUAAAGGUUGAGAAGCCUCCUAAAGAAGGAAUAAAAGUAAAGAAGCCUCCUAAAGAAGACAUAAUAUUCGAGCAGUCCCCCAAAGAAGAAAUGGUGGAGGCACCUCCUAAAACAGAAAUGAAGGUCGAGAAGCCCCCCAAAGAAGAGAUAAAGGCUGAAAAGCCUCCCAAAGAAGAAAUACAGGUCAAGAAGUCUCCCAAAGAUAAAAUAAUGGCUAAGAAGCCUCAAAAAGAAGAAAUAAAGGUCAGGAAGCUUUCCAAAGAAGAAGUAAUGGUUGAGAAACUUUUUAAAGAAGAAAUAAAGGCCGAGAAGCCUCUCAAAGAAAAAAUAAAGGCCAAGAAACCUCCCAAAGACGAAAUAAAGGUUGAAAAACCUUGUAAAGAGGAAAUAAAGGUUGAGAAAACUCCAAAAGAAGAAAUAAAGGUGAAAAGGAUUUUCAAAGAAAAGAAAACAGAAAAGAAAUAUGUCAAAGAAGAAAUGAAGAUUGAGAAACCUCCCAAAGAAGACAUAAAGGCCAAGACGGCCUCCAAAGAAAAAACACAAGAAAAGAAAGUUGUCAGGGAAUCUGAGUGGAAACGAGAAAGAGAAACAAAGAAACCUAAAGGAGACAUCAAACCCAAAAGAACAAUCAAUCGGGAGUUUGCAUCUGUCCUCAGGAAAGAACAUCUUAAUGUUACAAAACCUGAAACUGCACCAAUCAAGACCAAAAAGAUGCCGGUAGUGAAAAAGCUGGAAAUGCCAGAUAGAAAUGUGUCUUUAACAAAGAUGAAAGUUAAAGCAGUGCCACCAAGGAAAGUUCCUGUGGCUCCAAAAGAAAAAGUCAAACCAGCAGCGAAAGUCAAAAAAGUUGCUGAGGUUCUUGAGGAGAAGAUUGAACCAAUCACUCCCAAGAAAGCAACUGUUAUUAAGGAGAAACCAACACCUGCUGAAAAGAAGAAAGAGAAAAUUGUUCUGAAGAGGACCAUUAAGGAAGAAGAACAAAAAUAUCUUAAAGACAAACAGGAGCCAGCAAAGAAAGAAAAACCUGCUGAGAAGAUGGCUGCCAGAGAGGAGAAGAUUGAAGAAAAGCUCAUGGACAGCUUUCCCAUGGACGACGAGCUACCGUACUUCCAGUGUUUCUUCCUGGACGAGGACGAGGCCCAGUUUCCGUUUUAUGCCUUCUCACCUUUGCACAUUUAACUCCUAGCCUUUAUCUAAUCAGAGGUUAGCUUAUCGAUAACGACAAGGUCCCAUCACACCCUGGGCUGCAGAGACAUGGCGGCACCUGUUCACUGAGUCCAACAAGCGCUCAGAGCGGGCCAUCAGGGUGAAAUAUGGAAGGACUAUUUUUAUGUUUUUGUCACCAGGCCUGGUUGAGCUCUCAUUUUAAAUACAUGAAAACA
Molecule: messenger RNA, 5834 nt
Organism: Fundulus heteroclitus (mummichog)
Lineage: Eukaryota; Metazoa; Chordata; Actinopteri; Cyprinodontiformes; Fundulidae
Product: titin-like
Exons: 15
Coding region: 1-5631 (1876 amino acids)
Source: RefSeq, a predicted model, not a curated record